This is a messenger RNA of Puccinia triticina, 5313 nucleotides long. RefSeq lists its product as uncharacterized. The transcript is spliced from 9 exons. Lineage: Eukaryota; Fungi; Basidiomycota; Pucciniomycetes; Pucciniales; Pucciniaceae. The coding region runs from base 1 to 5313 and encodes 1770 amino acids. The record is from RefSeq and is a predicted model, not a curated record.
AUGUUGGAUGGACGUGUCCGACUUGGUUUCAUCUUCCCCAUUGGAAGGUCCUUUGUCAUCGGUUUACUCUCUACAGAUAUGGACCUGCAGUUUGCUUGGCACGAGAGAUGUGUGAUUUUAACCCAACAGCCAACCCGAACCAGCUCAGCCGCCCACUGGCACGAGCCCAUUCCCAAUCGCAUUCGACUUCGCCCUGGAACGAGCACGACAGAACGAGCUCACCCCACAUCAUCACUCCUUGCCCCGAAUUCGUCGUGGUCGUCUGCAAGCUAUCCUUACUUUUUCUUCAUGGCAAAGAAAACUCAACCAAAUCGGGCGCCCGCUGCGGCUCUUCAACCAACUCAACAGCAACAGCAGCAGAGGAACCAGAAACCGUCCCUCCCUCUCCCUCCGUCUCCGCCACCAGCUGCCCCCAAGUCAAAGACAUCCGGCGCGGCCAAGAAGAAGAACAAGAAGAAGGCUGCACAGGCUCGCCAACUUGACUCGAUCAACCAUCUGGACCACCUCAAUGAUCAUCAUACUGACUCAAACAGUCUGAUCGGUCGAUCUGAUAUGAUUGGCGCCUAUCCGGCCGAAGAUGCAGUCUCAAUCACCCAACGGACCACAACCGGCAGCAUCUCCCCGGACGAGGAUGACGAUGAUCGGAUCACCUCUCAUACCAUGCAUCCCAGUCUGGCCGCGGCCACCCGUCAGACUCAGGAAGAUCUGCUGGCCACGGCUAACGACCUCUACCGUCAGAUCGAAUCUGCUGCCGCUGCUGCCCUGGCCACCACUCAAUACCCCAAGAGCAGCAAUUCGAUUCUGAACUCGAGCAGCCAUCAAAAUCAAUCCUCGACAAAUCAUCAAUCCGGUCAUUCAAAUUCAAAUAAUCACUCGCCUCAUCCGGACGAUGAUGCGUAUUGGACUUCUCUGCCUGCUCAUUUGCGAUCCUUUAUUCGUUCUGCUCUUCCCCUCGCUGCCGGUCACUCAUCCUCCAAUAGCAACCAGUCUCAGUCCUCCGCUCAGAACCAAGGCACCAUCCUACCAAACUUGUCUUCUUUUGCCCACGCAACCGGUAUGGUCACUUCCACGACCACGUCCAGUAACCAACAGAGCGUGCCCCAACUGACGAGCGAACAAAUGGCGGCAGCAGCUGAACAAUUGGCUCGAGUCGUCCAAAAUCACGAUUGGGGUCGAGCGGUCUCCACUGCAGCCCAACAGGCCGGCUUGUCUCACACUAGCGUUAUGAAUCACAUCAUCAAUGGUACUGCCCGAUCCUCUCACAACUAUAGUCGUGAUGGGAGCGGUACUGGAGCUACGCUCAGUGUCACAGGUGGAACCGUCAGCGGAACGAUACCCCUCGGCAGUUUUACACUACCUCUCCCCCUCCAUGCUCAUCCUGAACAACACCAACAUCAGAACUCACAUGGUAUCAAUGAACCCGUUUACUAUACCGGCGAGACGACCAUUGUGACCUCGAGAAUUGGCGAUAAACAUAAUGGCGAUGAUGGUCUCUUGGAUGAUGGCUAUUACAGCGAUGACGCGAGAGGAAUGCAUAACCAUGUUGCACAUGAUAAUCGACACAACCACUCUGAACAAGCUAGUAACGCCAGCAACAUUGGAGUCAACAACUCGUCUCCAGCAAUGACAACUACCACGAGUAACAAGAAAAAGAAGAAGAACAAGAAGAAAAAAACUGCUAACGCUGGUUCCACUGAAGCUAGCCAACUUCCUCCUGUUCCGAGUGUCGAUGUUCCGCGUCCAUCUCCUGCGCUACCAUCAAAUCCUGCAGUACCCUCCAAAGCACCGUCGCAGCUUAAUCCAUCAACACGAAAAUCUGGCAUCGAUCAUCCAGGCGUUCAUCUCGCAAAUCAGGCCCUUUCACCUAAUGCUGCUGCGCCCGCCUCUCGACUUCCUCCUGUUCCAACAGUUACCCAGAAGAAGAAGAGUCCUGCGACCAAUCCACUGUCUUCUAAUAUCAACAACUCAGCCUCCUCAUCCACUGUCACAAACACGAACUCGCAUAAUACCUCUCAUCAGCCCACAGAACGGGAGCGGAUUCGCGUCUUCUGGUUGACGCUUAAUCAAGAGGAGCGAGCCAACCUUGUCAAAAUCGAGAAGGACGCCGUGCUAAAAAAAAUGAAGGAGCAACAACGUCAUUCUUGCUCUUGCGCGGUUUGUGGACGAAAACGACUGGCGAUCGAGCAAGAGCUGGAGGUAUUGUACGACGCUUAUUAUGACGAGCUUGAAAAUUAUGCCGAGGCUUCCAAGAAGUAUUACGGCUCAGACUUGAAGGCAAAAGGCGACAAAGGCCUACCCGGGGCUUACCCCAAGCCGCCAGGGCCCGGCCCAUUCCCUGGAAGUGUAGACAUCAUGCUGACGGCGACCCAACCACCUGCUCAAGUCGCAUCCAAAAAGGCCGUUCCCAAACCUACUCGUGAUCACAAAAACAUCCGACCCAGACCGCAACAAGCUGUGCCUCAGCAGACCCAUCCACCACCCCAAUCUACCAAUGGAACUAAUGGACACUAUCAACAGCCCGCAGGAGCCGCCAAACGGAGCUUACCCCCACCGUCUCAAUUAAAAAAGUUGAAUUCACAUAACAGCAAUAGCGAUCACGAUCACACGCAUAGUCCAAGUUGCCCCCACCAUCCUCAUCACCACGGCCCGAAUCACUAUCAUCCCAGCAAUCGUGGGAAAGGUGACGAAGAGGAGGAAGGCGAGUUUGAAGACGAUGAUGAGAUCCCAGCUUUGGAAGAGGUACCCAGCGAAACAUUGGUACCUAACAACGCCCACAAGAAACCAACUAUCAACGGUACAAAUAUGCCUUAUCCCAACAAAUUAACCAACGGCGAUAAACCAAGUAGCACACAUGCAACCAACAGUGAUUUGUUUGGAUUUGGAAACUCUUUAACUGUCAAAGGAGGUAUAUUGACCGUUGCCGACGAUCUUCUCCGGAACGAUGGACAAAAGUUCUUGGAAAUGAUGGAAUCCUUAGCCGAUAAGCGUAUUCAACGGGAGCGAGAUGCGGCUGAAAAUCUUCUGCUGGACGAUGACGAUGGAUUCGAUGACGAAAUCAUCACUGAAGAGUACCGAAUGAAAGAAGGUCGCCGGAUGUUCCAAAUAUUUGCUGCCAGAAUGUUCGAGCAACGCGUCUUGACGGCUUACCGGGAAAAAGUCGCUCAAGAAAAGCAGGCUCAACUACUCCGAGAAUUGGAAGAUGAGGACAGACAAGCCCAAGAGCGCGAGCUGAAAAAGGUGAAGGAUGCUCAAAAGAAAAAGGAGAAGAAGAAAGCUCAGAAACAGCAAAAGGAUCAAGACCUCGCCAAAAAGCUGAAGGACAAAGAAGCCGAAGAGCAGGCCGCCAAAGCUGCGGAAGAAGCCCGACUUGAAGCUGAAAAGCGUAAACAAGAGGAGCAGCGCAUCAAACGAGAAGCUCAGAGGAAGCUACAAGAAGCCGAACGCGCAAAGAAGGACGAGGAGAGGAAGAAACGAAUCGAGGAAGAGGUCAGGAAGAGGAAGGAAAAAGAGGAGAAAAUCCGGCAAGAAAAAGAGGCCAGGAUUGCGAAGGAGAAGGAAGAGCGUGAAAAGAAAGCGCGAGAGGAGGCUGAGAGAAAGUCAAAGCUAGAGGCGGAACGGAAAGAGAAAGAAGCUAAAGAAGCUAAGGCGAAGGAGGAAUUAGCACGGAAGAAGAAAGCUGAAACUGCUAAGCGUGAAGCAGAAGAAGCGGCCAAACGUGAAGCAGCUAAAACCGCUGCAGCUAAAUUGGCCGCUCAAAACAAAAACGCUACUCCUAACGUCAAGCCUACCCAACGAUCCCCAGUUUCUGUCCGGUCGCCAAUGACACCGAAGCCGAUCAAUACAUCUAUCAAGAUGCCACCCAGCUCAGCUGCGCACAAUAUUCCGAUGCCGAACACGGCUUUUCCACCGCAUACACCCAAUCGACCGAUGAUGCCGCCCCCUAUGCUACCCAGGCAGAUGUCAAUCGGUAUUGGACUUGGAAGACCUGCCUCAGCAGCUGCUGCUCCACCUUUUUCUGCCGCCGUCCCACCUAUGGCUGGCCCUUCUUCUUACUCGAACAUACCCGCAAGGCCACCAAGUGCACAGUAUACGAGCUCCUUUGCUGCUUCCAACGCCUACGCGCCGCCUGGAUGCUUGCAAAAUAUACCUCCUGACAUGCACGUGCCGAUGAAUGGGAUGCAAGGACCUCUAGUUGGGGGGCCUUUCAUGCCGAUGGGCAGCUUCCAACCCCCAAUGGGACCGAUGGUGCCCUCAGUCAACAACAGAGCCUUUUCGGGGUCUGCUAUUCCCAUCACGCCACAGCAAAGCUACGUCAAUCAAACCUCUCAGCCUCACCAACCCUCUCAGCACCAAAGGCCCAGUAUCGUAUCUUCUCUUCCACCUUCUACUCCUACUCAUCCUUCUGGAAUCAUGAGCCCAGGUAUAAGUUCAGCAAGCAGUCCACUGAGUGCUCUACAUCUCGGCAGCGAGCCUGUAAGUAAAGCCAGCGUGAGUGCCGUGGGGCCCAUCGGCCCAUCCUUGGCGCACCCACGUCGACCAUCAGGAAUAGAUGAAGCUUUGCUUCAAGGCGGCUUCUUCUCAAAUUCGAUCGAACCCAUCGGUCGUCCCAAGGUCAACGGGACCUCAAAUGCGAUGGAAGUGCUGAGUGGCCAAAGUGAUCGAGAUUCAACACCGGCUUCUGCGGAUACGUCACCGACUAGAUCUGCUCAAAACGUGUUGGGAUCGUCGGCCCUGCUAGCAGAUGACGAGGCUGGGGCUAACUUCCCGAGGCGCCAUACGAUGCCAAACAAUGUAACGCCGACAAGUAGGAAGACGAGUGCAUUUCCAGCCCCUCCAGGAUUCGACAGGGGUCUGGUUGUAGGUAACAGUAUCUGGGGGACAUCCUUGCCGGCAGUCGGUGGAGAUUCAGGCUGGGGUGCAGCCGUUCUGACAACCCCGCCACCUCCAGCAGUCACCCCUCGGACGCCUCUCCAGCCUUCAUCUCUUGCGGGGGUGGUCCAACCGAGUGGAACCAAUCCGCCUCGAGAGAAUACAUCAGAUUGGAUCAGACGCCGGGCGAUCUCGGCUUAUUGUAACAUGCGCCUCAACGAGAAGUGGAUCCCGGUCGGAGACGUGUCGAUCGAGAUGCAACGGAUUCACCUCGACACUCUCAAUGUCAGCUUGAAGGAUAUGGUCGAUGCCUGCCUUGUUAAACGUAACAUUCAUAAUGGCGGCGGUGAUUGGCAGUUCAGCCAACAGGGACCAGUACUUUAUACUCGUUGGUUGCCAGUGUCUAGUCAAGAAGCUUCGCUUGGAACUUCUACUGUUUCUUAG